CAUGGCGCCAAGAACAUCCACGAAGCAGGCCUCCGACGCGAUGGACAUUCGGGAGGCGGUGAAGGCCUCCGUCGCGGCGGAGAGCAGGGACAGCAAGCUGUGGGGCUUCGUGCCCAAUUGGUUCCGCACCACUGUCGGCCCCCUGUUUCUAAUCCUCGUCCCGCCCUUCUUCGUGGUGUUCUGGUGGCACCUCCUCGUGAGCCACAGUGGGAGCUGGGUCUCCCUCUGGGGGGACCUGAAGGCGGCGGGGCCGGAGUACGUGCUCGACGUCGUGCCGAGCCCUGUGGACCCGGAAGCGUGGAAGUACAUCCUCGGAUUCGGAGUGUUCGAGAUCGUGCUCAUGGUCGGUCUCCCCGGCAAGGCAUUCCGCGCCAACCCCACCGCCACCGGACACAUCCCCGUGUACAAGGCGAACGGCAUGCUCUCCUACCUCGUGACGCUCGCGACGCUCUGUGCCCUUGUCGCCACCGACAGGCUGGACCCUAAGAACGUGUACGACAAGCUCGGCGAGAUCUUCACCGGACUGUCGGUGUUCUCUCUCUUCUUCGUUCUCCUCCUUACCGUCAAGGGCUUGUACUUCCCUUCCACCGACGACAGCGGCAGCAACGGCAGCUUCCUCCAGAACUACUGGUGGGGCACCGAGCUAUACCCCCGCGUGUUCGGAGCGGACGUGAAGAUGUUCACGAACUGCCGGUUCGGGAUGAUGUACUGGGCCGUAGGCGCGGUGAUCUACGCUUAUACGCAGCAGCAGAUGUACGGGAAGCUGUCGAGUAGCAUGGCGGUCAGCGUCAUUCUCCAGCUCACGUACAUCACCAAGUUCUUCCACUGGGAGAUGGGGUACAUGAACAGCAUGGACAUCCAGCACGAUCGCGCGGGUUACUACCUGUGCUGGGGCUGCCUGGUCUGGGUGCCGGCCGUGUACUCCUCCCCGGGUAUCUACCUGGUCAAGCACCCUAUCUCCUUGGGCUGGUACGGCGCCUCUGCUAUCCUGGCGCUGGGGUUGCUCUCGAUCUGGGCCAACUUUGACGCCGACAGGCAACGCCACGCCUUCCGACAGGCGAGAGCCUAGCACCACGCCUCAUUUUGCCUCUCGUCCAUGCUGGCGGAUGUACUCAUGAUGCCGUUUACCUGUUUGGGGUUGCCUAAUAUUUAGUUUAAGGCGCUGUGUGCAACGAGAAAAACGUGGUGCUAUCAAUCUCUUGGUGGCGCUGGACAUGCCGUGUGUUGCCCUUGUCGCUUGACCUGAGCAUUGCUCCAGUUGUUUCCAAGCAGUCAAGUAGUAAUGGAUUGUGGCUAUUCAUGAUUCAAUGUACGUAAGUCUCGGAUGUACCUGUGUAUUGUCUUAUUUCUUCGCAAGAACAACGUCCCGUGAUUCCUGCAAAAGAGGAGAAGUCAGCAUGCCCCGUGACUCACGUGCCUUGUCGACAGUGCACAGCGAAGGAGAAACACCACAACGUGGUGAGGUGUUGGUCAAUCGUUGGUUUCAACGACUCUACCCUACCCUCUACGUUAAGUCGCCAGUCCCCACGCUUGGACGGCUUUUUUCUACCCUGUUUAGUAUGAAACGGAGAAUGUUGCCCGUCGUGCUCUGGGGCGUGGACCAGAGAUGCAUGCUUCGAAGUCGUGGUUGCUCUUGACGGCGAGUGAUUGAUUC
Molecule: messenger RNA, 1654 nt
Organism: Ectocarpus sp. CCAP 1310/34
Lineage: Eukaryota; Phaeophyceae; Ectocarpales; Ectocarpaceae
Source: the annotation of a GenBank genome assembly